Molecule: messenger RNA, 3439 nt
Organism: Tyto alba (common barn owl)
Lineage: Eukaryota; Metazoa; Chordata; Aves; Strigiformes; Tytonidae
Gene: LIPG
Product: lipase G, endothelial type
Exons: 10
Coding region: 46-1554 (502 amino acids)
Biological process (GO): lipid metabolic process
Molecular function (GO): lipoprotein lipase activity; protein binding
Source: RefSeq, a predicted model, not a curated record
UGCCGCCCGCCCGUCUGUCCGUCCGUCCGUCCAUCCGUCCGAGCGAUGAGAGGGCUCUCCCUCCUGCUGUGCAUCGCCGCGACCUGUUGCGCCGCGGCGUGGGGCGCUCCGCCGGCCGCGGGGGCUGCGCGGCUGGGAGGAGAUGCCACCAUCGCCGAGCUGCUGGAGGACACGCGGGAGCGGGCGCCGGCACCGAAGCCACAGGUGAAGUUCAACCUCCGCUCCUCGCCCGACACCGAGGAGGACGGCUGCGCUCUCACCGUGGGCCGCCACGAGUGUCUGGAGGGCUGCGGGUUCAACGCGACGGCCAAAACCUUCUUCAUCAUCCACGGCUGGACGAUGAGUGGCAUGUUUGAAACCUGGCUGGGCAGCUUGGUAUCCGCUCUUCGGGAGAGGGAGAAGGAUGCCAACGUGGUCGUGGUGGAUUGGCUCUCGCUUGCCCACCAGCUCUACACGGACGCGGUGAACAACACCCGGAUUGUCGGAAAAAGCAUAGCAAGGCUGCUUGACUGGUUACAGGAGGACCCGCUCUUCCAGCUUGAGAACGUCCACCUGAUCGGGUACAGCCUGGGCGCCCACGUCGCCGGCUUUGCUGGUAACCACGUCCAUGGGACAAUAGGCAGAAUUACAGGUUUGGAUCCGGCUGGCCCAAUGUUUGAAGGAGUGGACCCUAGCAAGCGCCUCUCCCCCGAUGAUGCUAACUUUGUGGAUGUCCUUCACACCUACACAAGGGAAACACUAGGUGUUAGCAUUGGGAUCCAGAUGCCUGUAGGCCACGUUGACAUCUACCCCAAUGGGGGAGACUUCCAGCCUGGCUGCGGUUUAAGUGAUGUCUUGGGAGCAAUUGCCUAUGGGACAAUUGGUGAAGUCGUUAAAUGUGAACACGAGCGGUCUGUGCACCUCUUCGUGGACUCCCUUGUGAACCAAGAUAAACAAAGCUUCGCGUUUCAAUGUACCGAUUCCAGUCGUUUCAAGAAGGGCAUCUGCCUGAGCUGCCGGAAGAACCGCUGCAGUGGCAUUGGCUACAAUGCCAGGAAAAUACGGAACAAAAGAAACAGCAAGAUGUACUUAAAAACAAGAGCUGACAUGCCAUUCAAAGUCUACCAUUACCAGAUGAAAAUGCAUGUCUUCAGCUACACGGGCUUGGGAGAGGCUGAUCCCACUUUCUCUGUCACCCUUCAUGGCACCAAUGGAGACUCUGAACCUCUCUCUUUAGAAAUGCUUGAUCAAAUUGGCCUAAAUGCUACUAACACCUUCCUGGUCUAUACUGAAGAGGACAUGGGUGAACUUCUGAAAAUAAAGCUCACCUGGGAGGGAACAUCUCAAUCAUGGUAUGAUCUAUGGAAAGAGCUGAAGAGCUACUGGUAUCGGCCUGUGAAGGCUUCCCAGGAACUGCAUAUCAGACGUAUACGUGUGAAAUCUGGGGAAACCCAGCAGAGGUUUGCUUUCUGUGUGGAGGAUUCCCAGCUCACCCGUAUAACUCCUGGUAAAGAGCUCUGGUUUGUGAAGUGCACAGAGGAAUGGCAAAAAAGAUCUGUGUCAAAUUUGCUCUGAAGACUUCUCUAAAGACUCACAACUGAGCAACCUAGAUGCGUGAUGACCACACAGGUGGCAAGAUGCUCUGGUAAAAAUUUGGCUUGGUAGCACUUAACUAGCUCUUCAGGACAAAACAUUUUGGGUCAGAUGCAAGAAACUGAGGAGCAAUUGAUGGACCGUGGUCCUAGACCUAGAAUAACUAAAACUACCUUCUCCCUUCCCCAGGGAGUCUGGUUUGUGCAUUUAACCUUACUUUGACCUGUUACACGCUGCAUUUCCUGCCCUGCUCCUAUUAACCAGGACUACGGAUGAGAUGUUCACUGAUCUAGACCUCAGCAAUGAUCUUCUGGUCUGCCUGCCAGGGGAGCUGAGAAGAUAACCAUGCUAACUACCCAUCAGACUGCUGGUGACAGAGCUGCCAAGAGCAAAUUAGCAUCUAGCGUAGGAGUUACCGUGGGUCCAAAAGCACUAUGGGCUGUGGGGAGAGGAGACCAGCACAGGUCAAGUGUGUGGGGUUGUUCAGGGGAGGAAUGGGAAUAAGCACAAUGCCACUUAACUUCAAGUUGUCCUUUGCUUGCCUUAAAUAAUCUGUUCUGUGUCUGUCUGAUGCUGAAAUGUCUCUAUUACCUUACAAGAAGGUAGCACGCCGCCCUCCCUGUACGUGGGGCAGAACAUGGUGCAGAGAGAGGUGGUGUUGGCAGCUGCUGCUUGCUCCCCAGUCAGUGUCUGCAGCGAGGCCGCCCGGUCCCAUGUAUUGAUCUCUUCAUAAGAGGGAAAUGGCAGCUGCCCUUCUACUGACUGGGGGGAGGAGAAAGGGGAUCAACUAUACUGCUUCAGGAGAGCUUUGCACCAGUCCUUUUAACUACUGAGAAUGUGUUCACCUCUGCUCAGAUGCUGUUGUAGUACCCGUGCAUGAUUAAGACCUUAUUUUUGUGCAAAGUAUUUAACUGAGCCAACCAGACGACAUCCUACCCUCAUUGCCACAACAUCCCAGUUGGAUUCCCUGGUGCCGAGUGAACUUGGCUUGGCUCUGAGUUUGACAGACUCUACCACUGUCCUGUUUGCUACAGCAGAGUGGACCUUGUCAGAGGUGAACUAGAUUUAUUAUUUUUUUUUUUAUUUUUGGAAGGAGACUUGGUGUAACAACUCUUGAACCUUUGACAUGCAAAAAGGCAAUCUCAAAAAAUGGUGUUGCCAGAUGGUUGCACUGAGUUCUGAAGACUUAGCAAGUCUUUCUGAGGCCUGCAAUUCUCUGAGUUUUUGUAGAGCUUCAAUCCAACCAAAGCAAGCACAUUUGGAGAUAUUUUUUUUUCCCAUGGUUUUAUGCAAAGGCUUCAAUAACUGAAGCCUUUGGUAAGUAUCUGUGACUUGUCACCAUGCCAUACUUAGAGUGGUUUCAAAGCCCUAUUUGUAUAUUGUGGUUUUUGUAUGACUUAAAGCAUAAUUUAUUUCUCAUAUUGUACAUAUGUAAAGUUUUAAACAGUUUGGUUUUGAGUAACAGUUUUUAUAAGCCUCAAGACAAAAAAUAAAGGGCUUUGUAAAAAUCAGUGAAGUCCUAUUGUAUUGAGUCUGGCUGAGAUGGAGUUAAUUUGUCCCUAUAGCAGUGCUGUGCUUUGCAGUGGUAGCUAGAAAGGCAUUGAGAACACGCCAUGGAGCAUCAAGGCUGUCUCCCCGACACCACCCAUAGGCUGGGCGUGGGCAAGAUCUUGGGAGGGGACCAAGCCAGGAUAGCUGACCAAAGGGAUAUUCCAUACCAUAUGAACUCUGCUCAACAAGAAGAGCUGAGGAAAAGGAAGGGGAGGGGGGCAAUUUGUUUUUGUUGUCUGAAGCAACUGCUGUGCAUACUGAAGGCCUGCUUCCUGGGAAGUGGCUGGACGUCACCUGCUGCUGGGAAGUAGACAAU